This is a messenger RNA of Mangifera indica (mango), 1664 nucleotides long. Its product is annotated as peroxisomal (S)-2-hydroxy-acid oxidase-like. Gene Ontology annotation, molecular function: FMN binding; oxidoreductase activity. The coding region runs from base 378 to 1481 and encodes 367 amino acids. NCBI's taxonomy places the organism in Eukaryota, Viridiplantae, Streptophyta, Magnoliopsida, Sapindales, Anacardiaceae. The transcript has 13 exons. The record is from RefSeq and is a predicted model, not a curated record. Gene Ontology annotation, cellular component: peroxisome.
UUUUCACAAUUCUCAAAAACAUUUCUUACCAUCUUUAGUUCUUACGUAGGGAUGACCAACGAUAAAAGAUGAUAACGAUAAUAACUUAAGCCCACCGUCACUAUUUUUAAUAUUUCGGUCACAAUCUUCCAUGAAACAAGAUUUUGUCGCAUUGAAGAAUCAGACUUCCCAAUCCACAUGAGCCGCCACCAACUUUAUAUUUUUUGUCUCUACCCUUUUGUCUUCACUCUCUUCUCCGUCUUUCUUUCUGUAUUGAAGAGAAUAGUUUUCAGUUUUGCAGUUCAGUCUAAAUCUAAUCUCUUCACGUGUCCUUUUCUUCUGGUUUGGUUGAGGGAGCCCAGAUCAUUCUGGGAAAGAGUUAAAUAACUAUCAGAAAGAUGGAGAUAACUAAUGUAAUGGAGUAUGAGGCCAUUGUCAAGCAGAAAUUGCCAAAGAUAAUUUAUGACUACUAUGCAUCAGGUGCAGAGGACCAGUGGACUCUUAAGGAAAACCGGAAUGCAUUCUCUAGGAUUUUGUUUCGACCACGCAUUCUUAUUGAUGUAAGCAAGAUCGACAUGACAACAACUGUGUUGGGGUUUAAGAUUUCAAUGCCCAUCAUGAUUGCUCCUACAGCUAUGCAGAAAAUGGCCCAUCCUGAAGGAGAGUUAGCAACUGCAAGAGUAGCCUCUGCAGCUGGCACAAUUAUGACACUUUCCUCAUGGGCUACAUCCAGUGUUGAGGAGGUUGCUUCAACGGGACCUGGCAUUCGUUUUUUCCAACUCUACGUGUACAAAGACAGGAAUGUGGUUAGACAACUAGUGAGAAGAGCUGAAAGGGCUGGUUUCAAGGCAAUUGCCCUUACUGUGGAUACUCCAAGGCUUGGCCGUCGGGAAGCGGAUAUCAAGAACAGAUUUGCUUUGCCUUCACAUCUGACCAUAAAAAACUUUGAGGGCUUGGAUCUUGGCAAGAUAGAUAAGACUAAUGACUCUGGAUUAGCUUCAUAUGUUGCUGGCCAAGUUGAUCGAUCUCUUAACUGGAAGGAUGUCCAGUGGCUUCAAACAAUCACAUCAUUGCCAAUUAUAGUAAAGGGCGUUAUUACCGCUGAGGAUGCAAUUCUAGCUAUACAACAUGGAGCUGCAGGAAUCCUUGUUUCUAAUCAUGGAGCUCGCCAGCUAGAUUAUGUUCCUGCAACUAUAAUGGCUCUGGAAGAGGUCGUUAAAGCUGUAAAAGGUCGAAUUCCUGUUUUUCUUGAUGGUGGAGUCCGGCGUGGAACAGAUGUUUUCAAGGCUUUGGCUCUAGGAGCAUCUGGGGUUUUUAUUGGAAGGCCAGUAGUGUUCUCAUUAGCUGCUGAUGGUGAGGCUGGUGUUAGGAAAGUACUUCAGAUGCUUCAUGACGAGUUUGAGCUAACCAUGGCACUAAGUGGCUGUCGUUCACUCAAGGAGAUUACUCGUAACCACAUUGUGACUGAUUGGGACGUACCUCGUGCUAUAUCCAGGUUAUAAUAAUGCAGUCUUCUACAUGAAUACUGAAGCUGCUGAGGGACUGUUGUUUGAAUAAGUUGCGCCUUGAGUGUUGUUAAUUCUGUCAUAGAACUAAUGAAGUAAUUGCAGAGAAAGCCGAAAUGCUGACUGCGGGAUUUUAUAAUUUGAAGUUUGGAAUGAAAAAUUACUGUUGGAUUUACCCAA